Molecule: messenger RNA, 1221 nt
Organism: Paramecium tetraurelia
Lineage: Eukaryota; Ciliophora; Oligohymenophorea; Peniculida; Parameciidae
Exons: 4
Biological process (GO): NAD+ metabolic process; NADP+ biosynthetic process
Molecular function (GO): NAD+ kinase activity
Source: RefSeq, a predicted model, not a curated record
AUGGAUAAUGUGAUAUCUGAAAAUUAUGAAGACGAAGGGGAGAUUUGUGAGAAAAUUACUAUAAUUACAAGACAGCAGAGUCAUUUUCAAGAUCAAGAUUCAUAAUUAGGGAAUUAGAUUCCUGUCCGAUCUAUAAAAAGUUGCAGUCCUUAAUAUUCUGAUAAUUUUGAAUGGGGAAACGACAAGUGUAGGGUAUCAUUUUUCGAAUGCAUGCGACUUGACAAGAGAAAAACAACUUCGGUAUAUCGUCAAACUUAAGAAUCUGUAUCGUAUAGUCUUAAAGGAGAAAUGAAUGCAUUAAUCUAUUAUAAAUUGUUUGAUGAUGAAUGCAAAUAUAUUGUCAAGGAAAUCUCUGAAAACUUAAUGGAAUUGAAUUGCAAUAUAUAUUUAGAGUAGAAAUAAUUUGAUGAAAUUGCAGAGCUAACUCAUACUAAUAGACUUUUUGUUUUCAAUAAGGAAUCAAUACCUUUAAUUGCUUUGAUUAUUGUAGUUGGAGGAGACGGAACUGUACUUUAUGCGUUGAGACAAUUUUAAGGAUCAGAGCCUCCCCCAAUUUUGGCAUUUUAGAAAGGAACCUUGGGUUUCAUGUGUGUUUUUGAUUUAAAGGAUAAAUAUAACAUAUUAUCACAAUAGAUUGGACAUUUUAGAACUGCAGGGUAAUUUAUUGUUGAGAGAAAACUAAGACUUAAGGGUUGUCUUAAAUAAGCAGGGCAACAAUAAUUUGAAUAUCAUGUUUUAAAUGAGUUUGUAAUAUCUCGAGGAGCAAACCCACAUUGUUUAUACAUUGAAAUAUACAUUAACAACGUGUUGUUAACUGUUGCAUCCGGAGAUGGAAUUAUUGUGUCUACUCCAACUGGUUCAACAGCAUACUUUUUGUCAGCAGGAGGUCCGAUCAUCCAAAAUGAGGUAUCCUCAAUAUCUAUUGCUCCAAUUUGUCCUUUGUCUUUAUCUUUUAGACCUAUAGUAUUGCCUACAUGCCUUUAGAUAACAAUUAAAUUAGCAAAUUAAUGCAGAGCUAACGGAUUUAUUUGUGCUGAUGGUCAAGCAACAAUUGAAUUCAGCAAAGACAUGAUAUUCGAAAUAUAAUAAUCUGAGAAUUCUGUUAGCAUUAUCCAAGACAAAUCAGAUAUUGAUUACAACGAAUGGAUAGUAAAUCUCAGAAAGAAAUUAGGAUGGAAUAAGGUAUUUACUGAGCAAAAGAAAUAAAAAUCGAAUUUAUGA